Messenger RNA from Diprion similis, 1206 nucleotides. RefSeq lists its product as uncharacterized. The transcript is spliced from 3 exons. Bases 1 to 1206 code for a protein of 401 amino acids. The record is from RefSeq and is a predicted model, not a curated record. Gene Ontology annotation, molecular function: RNA-DNA hybrid ribonuclease activity; nucleic acid binding. NCBI's taxonomy places the organism in Eukaryota, Metazoa, Arthropoda, Insecta, Hymenoptera, Diprionidae.
AUGGCGAUCCUAGGCAUUACGGGGGCCCUUCGGACCACCCCAACUAUUGCCAUGGGGGCCCUCCUGGGCCUACCACCGCCACACAUUACGGAGGAGGAGGAGACCUGGAGGGUGGCGCUAGGCCUGAGGCACCUAGGACUCUGGAAGCGCACCGGUUUGGGACACACUGUGAUACUAAACCGGAAAGGAGCACCGCGGACACCUCUGGAACAGAGCGGGGACCGCUGCACCAGCAGAUUCCAGUUUAACCGAGUUUUCAGGGUAACGUACCCGCACAGAGAGACCUGGGCAAACAACCCGGACAGAAUACUCUCCCCAAAAGGACUCGUGUGGUACACAGACGGGUCCAAAACUGAGACGGGCACCGGGGCCGGCUUCUGGUGUGGAGGACCAAGGACGAGCAGGUCGCUCGUCCUGGGACCCACAGCCUCGGUGCUACAAACUGAGAUGUACGCCCUGCUAGCCUGUCCCAGACAUAUCCUGAGCAUGGGCUACAAAGGGAAACACAUAUAUAUCUGCAGUGACAGCUGGACAGCACUCGAACACCUGGACGCCUGCGUCGUAAGGUCGGUGCUGACCUGGGACUGCCUCACUGUCUUAUCACGGCUGGCCAAGGAAAACCGCGUGAGCCUGGUAUGGGUGCCAGGACACAGCGGCAUCCAAGGCAAUGAAAUAGCUCACAACCUGGCCAAAGAGGGGGCUUCGCGCCUACCGAGCGACGAGGGCUCCCUCCCCGGCCUACCCCCUGGGCAUAUAAGAUGCCUAUCGAAGCAAUGGACGGAGGCCCUCUUUGCGGACCUCUGGGACUGCACACCAGGCAUGGCUCACAUGAGGGUCCUAUUCCAAGGGCCAUCGCAAGCUCCAGCAGCCACGCUCAUACGACUGAACAGGACCGAGCUGAGGACCGUGAUAGGCCUCAUUACCGGACACUGGUACACGGGCAAGCACCUCGUGCACCUGGGAUUUAGAUCAGAGUUCCUGUGCCCGAAAUGUGAAGGGAAACAGGGUGCCCCCAACGGGCCCGGGCACAAUGGUCCAACAGGACUGAGCGCCUGGCCGUCCCUAAUCCAACAACAACAACAAUGGGGGGAUUUUCCCGAAAAUCGAAAUUUAGAUUACCGACCACUCCCCCUAAAGAAUAUAAAGGACAGAGAUCUGUCGGGAGUAUUUCUCUCUCUGUCUGGUGAUAUUAGUGGCGGGGACUGA